This is a messenger RNA of Glycine soja, 598 nucleotides long. RefSeq lists its product as uncharacterized. NCBI's taxonomy places the organism in Eukaryota, Viridiplantae, Streptophyta, Magnoliopsida, Fabales, Fabaceae. The coding region runs from base 192 to 482 and encodes 96 amino acids. The record is from RefSeq and is a predicted model, not a curated record. The transcript has 3 exons.
UGUUGGCCACAAACUUGUUCCCGUGACACAAAGACCCCGUGAAUGUGUUGAAAAAAUAUCAUACUCCUGAUUGGUUAUAUAUUGGCUAAUCUAUGUACAUAAGACAAUAUUGCUUAAGGUGAUGGGAUACAAUUUCUACUUAUUAAAUUAUUACUUGUUGUGGAGAUCAGAUUUUUGUUUCUUUGUUAGUUAUGGCGAACACUUGUUGUCCCAUUGAGCUGGAGCCUAGGACACUGAAUCAAGUGCAGUUCACUCAAGCAAGGGAAGUAGCUGCAGAGGUGGUUCAAAAGUUGCAACCACGUGAAGCAUCAGCUCUGUUUAUUGAGGAGGUGAUGCACAUGGAUGAAAACGGAAACCUAACUGAGAAGCUCGUUGAUUGCAUGAAGAAGGCUGAGUCUAUCCCUGAUGACAAAGCUUGCCAUUGCCAGUGCUCGUGCGCUGCUGUAAACCCAUUUAAAGAACCACUUUCUGCACCGUUUUGAUUUAUGCUUUAUUACUUUACAUGCUUGUAUUAAAUUCGUCCUUUUUCCUUCUCACGCGGGUGAUGUCAAUGCAAAUAUUGCUAAUAAAGUGCAGGGUUCAGACAUUGUUCCUUUUA